AUUUGUGGGCCAAAGGGAUCGCUCUUGGCGUUGCGCUCUGAUAAGUGAUGCAGCCCAGUUCACUACACUACACAGUGGUUUUUGACUGUUAAUGUCUCAUUUUCAUGGUGUUAGCCUGAAGUUGACUGGAUUAUUGUGAAGGAGAAAAAUGAUGGCAUGAUGCAGUGAGGACCUAGGUAAAUACCAGCCUCCAAAUGAGAAAAACUGGAAGAUCAUCAAAGAUAACCAUCGUCAAAAGUCAAAAACUGACACUGAGGACCCAGCUUCUGAAAAUCUUAUUCUUCUCUCACUCCACUGAGUAACAAGAGGGCGACUCCGUCUGCCUGCCCAGGGCUGCUUGGCCCCCGCCCAGGGGCCUGCAGGUUGGUUCUUGCCGUCCUCCACCUUCAGCCAAACCAACGAGGACACCGCCUGCGUCUAGAGCAGCCUGGAACGUAUCGGAGGGCGCUCGAAAGUGAGAGGAGAGCCGGGUGCGCCAUACCGGACGUGGGGGAAAAUGCUUUCUGAAAGCAGUUUGUUUUUGAAGGGGGUACUGCUUGGAAGCGUUUUUUGCGUCUUGAUGACUGUGCUAGGACACAUUAGGAAGGAUUAUGGGAAGAGAAGGCGCCACUCUGAGCAUCACCACCUACAAGCUCCUAAUGAAGAGAUCUUGACACUUGCAGAGGGUGAACGCCCGGACCUCAGUGAAAGCUUUCGGGUAUACUGUAUCAUCCUCGUGAAACCGAAGGAUGUGCGCCUCUGGGCUGCCGUGAAGGAGACGUGGACCAAACACUGUGACAAAGCAGAGUUCUUCAGUUCUGAAAAUGUUAAAGUGUUUGAGUCAGUGAACAUGGGAACUAACGACAUGUGGUUAAUGAUGAGAAAAGCCUACAAAUACGCCUUUGAUAAAUACAGAGACCAAUACAGCUGGUUCUUCCUUGCACGCCCCACUACGUUUGCUGUUAUUGAAAACUUAAAGUACUUUCUGCUAAAAAAGAAUUCAUCACAACCUUUCUAUCUAGGCCACACUGAAAAAUCUGGAGAUCUUGAAUAUGUGAGUGUGGGAGGAGGAAUUGUCUUAAGUAUAGAGUCAAUUAAAAGACUUAACAGUCUUCCCAGUAUUCCUGAGAAGUGUCCUGAAAAGGGAAAGAUGGUUUGGGAGGUAUCUGAAGAUAAGCAGCUUGCGGUCUGCCUGAAAUAUGCUGGAGUGUUUGCAGAAAAUGCAGAAGAUUCUAAAGGAAAAGAUGUGUUUAAUACCAAAUCUGUUGGGAUUUUUAUUAAAGAGGCAAUGACUAAUCAUCCCAACCAGGUGGUGGAAGGAUGUUGUUCAGAUAUGGCUAUUACUUUUAAUGGGCUGACGAGUAAUCAGAUGUAUGUGAUGAUGUAUGGGGUAUAUCAUCUAAGAGCAUUUGGGCAUGUUUUCAAUGAUGUGUUGGUUUUCCUACCUGUGAAUGGUUCUGACAAUGAUUGAGAAGUGAAACAAGAAUAUGUAUAUUAUCACUGUGUAAGACACAUGUUGUCAUUAUUUGUGGUAAAACUAUAUACCCAACACAGCAGUAUGUUUCCUUGUUUUUUUUUUUUUUUUCCUUUUUUCAGUUUGGUGACACUAGUUUAUUUGCACAUUGAAGUUUAGUAGUACAGUUUCAAUUAGGGUGAGGUUUUUUUCUUGAAAUGUAUGAAAAUUUUAUG
Cervus elaphus (red deer) is the source of this 1668-nucleotide messenger RNA. Its product is annotated as C1GALT1-specific chaperone 1-like. The transcript has 4 exons. Lineage: Eukaryota; Metazoa; Chordata; Mammalia; Artiodactyla; Cervidae. The record is from RefSeq and is a predicted model, not a curated record. The coding region runs from base 497 to 1450 and encodes 317 amino acids. Gene Ontology annotation, molecular function: N-acetylgalactosaminide beta-1,3-galactosyltransferase activity.